GCCGGCAUCUCGAUUGACGCGAUCAUCGUGACGCAUAGCCGCUGAACGCACCCCUGCAGGAUUAGUGGACCUUUAAAACAGCGUUUCAGAGCUCCUGACUUGCUGCAGCCGUCGGGCGUCGCAAUCCGCUGAACAAAAGUUGCUCAAGAGACUGCUGGGCAGCAGGCGCCCCUCUCGGCGCGUCGCGAGCGCUAGAGGCCACAAGAACGACCAACCAUGCCCGCCGUGCGCCACGCCCGGCGGCGGCGCCGCCGCCUCCUGGCAGCCCUGGCCUGUACCUUGUCGAGCGCGAACGGCCUCACGAUACCCGUGAUAGACAAGGCCGAGAGAGCCGCGCGGGCGACGCUGGCGAAGUGGUCCCUGGAAGAUGCCAAGUUAAGACGUCAAGUGCAACGAGAAUUGCGCGCCGAGGCGCUGCGCGAGGAAGCGUUGCGCGAGGAAGGUGUCGUCGGCCAAUCUGUGGACCCCGAGGUGUCGGGCGUCAUCCAGCAGCUGUCGAGCUGGGCCGGGCGCGUGCUGGACGAGGAGGAAUAUAGAGCGGCGCGCAUCGUCGAGUCGCAGGGGGCCGUGGUACGGCCGGCCGACGCGCCGUUGGACGUCCGAGGACCGCUCGGCGACCUCGAGGCGUCGCUGUCGAAACCGAUUGAGCUAGAAGAGGCCUGGGCCAACACUCUGGACGCGCUGACGCAGCUUUUCGCAUCGAUCAAGCAGGAGGUCGACAGAAUGAUCUCCUCAGAGAAUACACGUACGGAGCGGUCCCAGGCGCUAGGGGCGCGCUUGCGGCCCUUGGACGCGCCUCCUUCGUUGUUAGGAGAUUUGGAGGGGUUUGUCGAUGCGGUCUACCGAGAAGAGCGAGCUCGGGUCGAUUCGUCAACCAUUAGACCCCAGGACCUCCCCGCGAAGCGACGAGGGCCAUUAGCACGAGCGGAGCGCUGGCUCACGUCGUUCCUCGCGGAAGUCGACCGCUACGAGAAGAAGCGCGCCAAUAUCAUCAAGAAGGUCGCCAAGCGGCCGAUGGAGGCCGCGCCCGAGUCAGCGGCUGGAAAGACGGAACGGUUCGUCAACGGCCUCGCACGAGGGCCCAUGAUGUUCCGGAUCAUGGUCAAGCGCGUCGUGGAAUUACUCGACGCGACGGUGCUUCCCAAUGAAUAUGAUGACGACCCCGAGGCAGAAGCUGCGUUCGACGCCGCGCUGAAGCGGGGGCCGCGGCGAUGAUCCCCGGGGUAACCUUCCUUUGUCUGUA
This is a messenger RNA of Pelagomonas calceolata, 1243 nucleotides long. The record is from the annotation of a GenBank genome assembly. NCBI's taxonomy places the organism in Eukaryota, Pelagophyceae, Pelagomonadales, Pelagomonadaceae.